UUUCCAGGAUUGUUUAAGGCUAGUUUUAAAAACUGCCAUCCGGAGGAAAACUUUCAGUACCUCUGGAAAGCAAGAUGACCCAAACUCUGCCUCUGUUGCUGUUGGCCGUGCUGAACUCUCUGAGCUGCCACAGUGAGGUGAGGGCCAGGGACCCUGACGUGGAGGAAGAAGAGACUGUGGGGACUAGAGGAAGGGCACAGCAAAUUUCUGGCACCUUUGGGACAGCUCACCUACCCUUGCCACAUGAACAUCACGGCAUCCCGAAGCCUUCAGAGGGCAAACCUCAAAACUCAGCACCCCCCUCAAGAGAGACUGUACAUCCAUCUGCACAGAGAGGAAACUGGUGUGCGUAUGUAAAUCACCGUAUGGUCACCACAGCUGUACUCUGCGCUACGAAGACUCAGACUGUGAAAUCUGUGAACCCCUGUUCUGAUGGAGCUCCUGACUGUCAACUCAUCAUGUAUAGGCAGUCCUCACCGCCUGUAUACAAGCAGAAGCAGAUAGCACUCUCUUCUAUGCACUGGAUGUGUUGCCCAGGAUAUGGAGGACACAACUGCUUGGAAAAAGACAGACCUCCAGAGGAUGAGACGCAUGCUUUAAAGUCUGAUAGUAAUGACAAUGGCAGCUCAGGCAAGUCUGUUGUUUUGGGAGGUAAAAUGGGGACUGGCCAAUUGGACGAUGCAAAAUGGGCUGACAAACCCAUGCAGGAGGCUCCUAAUCAUGGUUAUUCACCAAACCAGAGUACUGUUGGUGCCAGAGAAGGGAUCCCUACCUCUCAGCCUUUGCCAUUCCUUGAUUCAUCCAUUCUGCUGUCGAUGCAUCAGUUAAUGUCAACUAUGAUGAGUCAGCUUCAACCAGUGCUGGAAAGCUUCAAUCAAACUCUGACACAUCUGUCCAGUGAGGUGGAAGCAUUGUCUCAGGACUUGCAGCAGUUGCGGAUGGAACAGGAAGAACACAGGCCCAUGACCAGAGGCGAAGAUCAUAGCGGACCUAUCGAGCAAAGACUAGAGUACAGCCAUCUCCAGAUCAGUCAAAUGAAAACCCAAUUGGACGCACAGAAAGACCAGUUUGAGAGGGCCUUUCAGGUCCAGCAAGAACUGCUGAAACACAACCUAACAAAACUGAAGGAAGAAAUGGAUGAUCAGAUCAGUCAAAGUCAGGAUGCACAGGUGAAUCUCCAGUCUCUAACUGAAUUGGUUGAGGAGGUGAGACUUGGCCAGAAGAAGCUGGAAGGGGCACUGCAGAGAGAACGUGCCGAGUUUGUCAAUCCGAGCGGAGGCCAGCCAACACAGGAGUCAGGAGUGUGGGAGGCCAUCACUCGACUAGAUGAGAAGGCACAAAGUAACUCUGCGAAGCUCAGCAGCUUGUCUGAGACUUCUAAGGACUCUAAUGGAGCGGUCCGGGCUUUGCAAAGAGACCUACUGGACCUGGAACAGAGCCUAGAGGAGGUCAAACAACGAACUGAGGUCCACUUUGCAGAGACUGGUCUGGAGGUGGAGGCUACUCGUGUCAGGGUGCUCAACAGCGUUGGUGAGCUUACAGCUAACCUAAGUGCACACGAAGGUCAGUUGAGAGAAAUUGAGCUUGACCUGGACAACAUCUAUCAACAACUACAAAAAAAUUAUUCAGCAGUUGAAGAGCAGGCCUGUAGCUGCAAGUCGAUUGGCAGUUCACUAGCUAGGUUGGAGCUGGAGGUGGCUAAUGUGACACAGUUAGCCAAACAGAACCAACUUGCACUUGAGGAGACAGAUCUAGAAAGGAAUCAGGUCACCGAAAUGGAGGAUCUUCAUCAGGGCCUGCUGAACAUAAAGGAAUCAUUGGCCUUUGAGCAGGGCAGAAGCAGGAGUCUUCAAGACAGCAUGUCCCAGCUACAGGCUUCACUCCUUGACAGCCAGCAGGAGAUCCGAGGCCUGAGGCAGCGGGACAAAGACAAGUCGAAUGAAAUUCAAGGCCUAUCAGCCACCUUCUCUUCCCUCCUGAACGAUGCCAUACGCCACUCUGAAGUCCUGGAAGUGCUACUCGGAGAGGAGGUCCUGGAAUUCACACGCUGGUCACACAACCAAAAGAAAGACCUCAGUAUCCCAGAUCUUUUACAGAAAAUGGAUGUGAUGCAGCAAAAGAUUGAGACACAUGAUAGGAUUCUGGCCUCCCUUUGGAGAAAGCAUCCUGAUGGAGAUGAAAUGAAUAGCGAUGACCCAGUGGCAUACUUAGAGGGGACUGGUACAAAUAACCAGGUGAGGGGCCCUGAAAGUUACCAGUCCUCUUUACCAGACACUUCGACUGGAGAGGAGGAUGUGGAUUAUUCAGUCAGUGACUUCUGGAGUCUGGGAAAAGAGGUGGAGCAAUUAGCAGGUAGAAUAGCCAUGCUGGAAGAACGCUGUGGAAACUGCACUGCGCCACCUGGUGGUUCUGUUGUAGAACUGCAGGCAGAUAUAGCAUCCCUACGUCAGAACCUGGUGGAUCAUUUGAGAAUGUUUCGAAAACUGUUCAGUAAUACGGAAGAACUGAUCAGCUCGACCAGAAACCUGAAUCUAGAUGAAGUUUGGAGACUGGUGAGAAAAAAAGAAGGAAAGAGAAGAAGGGGGAGUCUAAAGCAAGAAGACCAGAUCAAAAAAGAAGAAAAGUCUUCCAGUGAGCGAAGCAAAAGAUACAGUGAAAGAGAACAUGCUUGGUUACCACAUUCCCCCGUGGUGUUCAUCACAACCCUGGACUACAAAAGAGGACCAAAUGGGGAGCUCACAUCGAAAAACGUAGCUGUGAACUAUGGUGGUACUUUUAAUCCUACAUCAGGGGUGUACCAGGCCCCUGAGACUGGAUUCUAUCUCUUUUUAGUGACCUUAGACUUUGAGAGAGGUCUUUCAUUGGCUGUAUUAAAGCGCAGCGGAGUUCCAGUGGCCUCUCUCAGACAGGAACAAGGGGAGAAAAUGGGACCAGUGAGCCGAGCCUCCCUGCUGGAACUUCAGCAAGGGGAGACAGUUACAUUAGAAUUGAUGCAUGGAUCAUUACGAAAAGCGCAGCCUGGGGACAACACACUGUCUGGACUAUUGCUCUUCAUUACAGAGCACAAGGACAUGGUGUGAAGAGAACUGGGUGAGUGACAGAAGCAUGGGAGGAUACGUCUGAGUCUGACGCACUGUGCGUCACUGCCAGACAUGCUGUAUUUUGUAUGCAUGAAGCCUCUUCUUGAAGGUGCAAAAAGUACUUGUUGAAAUAUUAUGUUUUGUAACUGAUUCUGGAAUAAUACUGAGAAACAUGGUAAGUUAAAGAAAUAAGGGGGAGACAGUUAUAUAACAGAAUUAUUUAGAUACCACCAGCCCUUCUGUUGAUCUUUAAAAUGUGGAGGAUCUAAUAAUAAGGCAAGGAAUACACAAAAAGUACUUGUUGAAAUAU
Sinocyclocheilus rhinocerous is the source of this 3390-nucleotide messenger RNA. Its product is annotated as multimerin-2-like. NCBI's taxonomy places the organism in Eukaryota, Metazoa, Chordata, Actinopteri, Cypriniformes, Cyprinidae. The record is from RefSeq and is a predicted model, not a curated record. The transcript has 8 exons. Gene Ontology annotation, molecular function: protein binding. Bases 75 to 3080 code for a protein of 1001 amino acids.